CUCAGCCACUAAGCAUCUAGCACAAUUUUGUAAACAUUAAAACCAGCCUUACACAAAAAAUAAACCUUUACACACUUAAAUUGCUAAACUUAAAAUGGCAUUCACUGAUACACUGUCCACUAUACAACGAAACCAUGUAAUUGUACUUCAGGACGGAUACUCUCGCCAGGAAGACGGUGACGAGACUUCUAUGAGAGCCAACUGCACCUCCACGUUGAUACGCUGCAGGGAUGGCACCAACGUCAUAGUGGACACAAUGACGGCCUGGGAUGGAGAGCGCCUGUGUUCGUUGCUGGGCGAUCACGGCGUGGGCGUCGACAACGUCGACGUCGUGGUCUGCUCACACGGACACUCUGACCACAUUGGAUGCAACUACCUGUUCCAGAAUGCAAGAAUGCAUUUGGUCGGCUCGUGUGCCUCGUACCGCGACCUCUACUUAAAUCACUUUAGCAGUGAAGAUCAGGACGAGGAAUUGGCGUUAGACUCGAAUGCCGAGGUGGUUGUCAGACGAACGCCAGGACACACCCAUAGCUGCGUUUCAGUGAUUGUGGACAACUCCCAGCUGGGGGGGCGGGUUGGUAUUACCGGGGAUCUCUUUGAGAGACGCGAGGACAUAGAGGACGAGAGCAUUUGGAAGGAUGCUGGAAGCGAGUGUGUGAAGCUUCAGCGCAAGGAACGCUGUAAAAUGGCACAUCUAUGCGACUUUAUUGUCCCAGGGCAUGGUCCGAUGUUUUCGGUAAUCGCAUCAAUGCGUGACAAGCUAAAACAAGACGCAGACCUUAGUACCUAAUUGUAUACAUUUUAGAAAAGUUAAGAGUACUCGCACGCACAAGCGUUUUAAUGGCGACAUAACUCUAGGAUCUGGGCAGUGUUAGUAACUUUAAAGCGUAUUCUGUUCAAAAAUUCGAUUUUUCGUCGAAACCCAGAGUUAAACUGAAACCUUGGCGUGGUCAGCAGAACAACAUGACACCUAAUCAAUCAUGAAUAUCUCACGAUAGUUCUGAUAAACACACAUGAUAAAAAGAAUUCAUCACUGAUAAACAAUCAGGUAGUACAUAUGUCGGAGCGAGCCGGAUCGGACCACUAUAUC
Molecule: messenger RNA, 1090 nt
Organism: Drosophila takahashii
Lineage: Eukaryota; Metazoa; Arthropoda; Insecta; Diptera; Drosophilidae
Product: metallo-beta-lactamase domain-containing protein 1
Source: RefSeq, a predicted model, not a curated record